This is a messenger RNA of Melospiza georgiana, 2337 nucleotides long. It is a transcript of the gene ANP32A, whose product is annotated as acidic nuclear phosphoprotein 32 family member A. Gene Ontology annotation, biological process: regulation of apoptotic process; nucleocytoplasmic transport. The record is from RefSeq and is a predicted model, not a curated record. Gene Ontology annotation, molecular function: histone binding. The transcript has 8 exons. Gene Ontology annotation, cellular component: nucleus; perinuclear region of cytoplasm. Bases 274 to 1119 code for a protein of 281 amino acids. NCBI's taxonomy places the organism in Eukaryota, Metazoa, Chordata, Aves, Passeriformes, Passerellidae.
CCAUUGGCUUCCGCCGCGCCUCGCGCUGCUGAUUGGCUGAGACGCGGCAGCGGCGCGCUCCCAUUGGCCGAUCGCGCCGUCAAUCCCGGCGGAGCCCCCGGAGCGCCCGCCCCCGCGGUUAUCAGGUUAGUGCGCGCCGCGGUGCUGCGCUCGGGCUUCCGAGCGGCGCUGGGCGAGCCCGAGUCCCUCCGCGCCCCGCGAUCGGGGGGCUCUGCACGGGGUCACUGCGCCAGCCGAGCCGCGCACCCUCCGCGCCUCCCGCCAGCCACGGACAUGGACAUGAAGAAAAGGAUCCACUUAGAGCUGCGGAACAGGACGCCCUCAGAUGUGAAAGAGCUCGUUCUGGACAACUGCAGGUCGUUCGAAGGGAAAAUCGAGGGCCUCACGGAUGAGUUUGAGGAGCUGGAAUUCCUCAGCACAAUCAACGUCGGCUUAACCUCAGUUGCAAACUUACCAAAGUUAAACAAACUUAAGAAGCUCGAGCUGAGCGACAACAGAAUCUCAGGAGGCCUGGAAGUGUUGGCAGAGAAGUGUCCGAACCUCACGCACCUAAACCUAAGCGGCAACAAAAUUAAAGAUCUCGGGACAAUAGAACCUCUGAAAAAGUUGGAAAACCUGAAGAGCUUAGACCUGUUCAACUGUGAGGUGACCAACUUGAACGACUACAGAGAAAACGUGUUCAAGCUGCUGCCGCAGCUGACGUACCUGGACGGCUACGACCAGGACGACAAGGAGGCGCCCGACUCCGACGCCGAGGGAUACGUGGAGGGGCUGGAUGACGAGGAGGAGGAUGAGGAUGUUUUAUCCCUAGUGAAAGACCGGGACGACAAGGAAGCGCCGGAUUCCGACGCCGAGGGAUACGUGGAAGGGCUGGACGACGAGGAGGAGGAUGAGGAUGAGGAGGAAUACGACGACGACGCUCAGGUAGUGGAGGAUGAAGAGGACGAGGAGGAGGAGGAGGAAGGGGAGGAGGAGGAUGUGAGCGGAGAGGAGGAGGAGGAUGAGGAAGGCUACAACGACGGCGAGGUGGACGAUGAGGAGGAUGAGGAGGAGCCUGAGGAAGAGCGGGGCCAGAAGAGGAAACGAGAGCCUGAGGAUGAUGGGGAUGAGGACGACUGAGCAGCUUUUCCCUGGAAAAAAUUCCCUCUUGUGAUUUGACUGUUUUUAUCCCGGAAUUCUCCCUUUUCCCACUCCCGACCCUUUGGAUUUCCUUUUCUUUUCCUGGUUUUUUUUUUUUUUUUUUUUUUUUGGUUUUUUUUUUUCCGGAUUGUAACGUUGCUGUGGGAACCGAGCGGGAGCAGCGAGGGUGGGAAGGGAAUAAAAUCCUAUUUUUACUGCCGCUCCUCCUCCGAUUUCUUUGGGAAUUUUUUCCUUGGAUCCUUUUCCUUGAAUCCCUGGAACUGCGAGAGUUGAGUAGGAACCGAGUUGGGAAUUCUCGGAGCGGAGCUUGGACAUCUCGGAAGCAAAACAAGGAGAGAACCGACUUGAAAUCCAUGGAUGAGCCAGGAUUUUCCCACCUCUGCCAUUCCCAAAUCCACAUUUUUUUGGGAAUGGCAGCCAGGCCUCCUCCCUGGGGUGGCAAUGGUGCCUUGCUCCAUGGGGGGUUUUUUUGGGAAUGCUGCUAUUUCCAGCCCCUUUUCCCAACCUUGGGAAUUCCCUCUUUGUAAAUAGUGAUCAAGCAUUGAUUUUUUUGGGAAUGUUGGAUUUUUUGGGAUGGGUUCAGAGCUGGUGACUUUGCGAUCCCUGUGUGUUGUGUGUUCCCAGUUUUCCUUUAAUUUGGGAGGGAAUUUUAGGUUUUUUAAGGAAGUUUUUUUUAUUUUGGGGGUUUUUAGGGGAAUUUAGGGGGAUUUUUGUGGCUCCAGUGCAGCCAAAUCCCUGGAAAUGGCAGGCAUGAAAAAAAAAUGGGAAUCCCUACAAAAAAUAUCCCAAAUUCCCAAAUUUCCCGACCUUGGAAUCAACCAACUCCUCCCCCAUUUCCCAAUCAGCUCCUUCUGGAAUUUCUGCCCCAAUCCAGGAAAAAACACUUGGAAAAUCCCAAUUUUUUUCACCCAGAAAGCCAGGAAUUCCAGGAGAGAAAUACCUGAAAUUCCAUGGAAAUUCCUGAAAAUUGUAUUUUCUUACCUUGUGGGAGGCAAGAAACAAGGAAAAUCCUUGGGGAAUGUACAGAUCCUGUGGGAAAAGUCCCUUUGGAAGUGACUUGGAUUUCCUAGGAAAGCUUCCGUGUGUAGAAAUCCAGCGGCUCCAGGUUUUUUUGGGAAUUUGGGGGCCCAGCAGAGCCACCUUUGGAGUUUUUGUCUGUUUGGCUUUGAGGAAUUUCAAUAAAGCUUUUUAUACAAA